AUGACCACCACCGGUCGACCUCCUCCUGAGCCACUCUAUACGUUUAGACCAUUCCACCAUGCCGUCCAUUCAUCGCCUAAUGCACCCGCCAUCAGUCACUCAAUCACCCAUAUAGCCUUCAUUCAUCGACCUUGCCUCGGAACGCCUAAUCACAAGCUCUUACAGCUUCUUACGACAGAUGAGCUCGGUUUUGUUGUGCUCUGGAGCUUAGAAUCUAAACGCGCCGAAGUACUAUGGAAGCCGCAUCCUGAUUCUUCAAAAUUUGGUGGCUGUCUGUGGGCCGAAGGGGUGGUGGAAUCUCAAGACGCUUCAACAUUGCGAGAGGAGGAUGUGAAUUAUCUUUACAUUGUCUCUCAAGGUCGAGACCAUCGUUUUGUACUUUCCCGGGUACCAGCUCAGCCGGCUUUAUCACUCAAUCGAGCUGCAUUCCGACCUACUGCCGACCAUCCAUCGCCUGAUGUAGAUAUUGUAGCCGAUAGCCCUACCAAUACCACCAGUUUCUGCAAGGCCGCAUUGCUCACUUGUGAUGCUUUACCGCAUUCCAAAUGGACCUGCAUCUUGGCAGCUCCUAGUUCAGUCGAUGAGAAAUUUGUGGAUAUUUUCGCUGUGCGGACUCACGUUGAGGCGCCGCAGAUCCACAGGAUAUAUCGGGGCGUCGGUGAUGAAGGCGCAAUACAUGAGAUGGGUGCGGUGAUGUCUGUUUCGCUAUGCAGACCCGACGGAUUUCGCAAAGCAACAUUAUUGCUCGUUGGCUAUGAAAGCGGCGCUGUUGCACUUUUCAGCCACCAUGACGCCAACAAUGAUAUCGGUCAGGGGGUGUGGCAAAGAGUCGCCUCGUUCCGUGGGCACGAUGAACCCAUUUUCUCCAUGUGCAUUGGCGCCAACUUGGAUCAUUCGUGCGCUGCCACCGCGUGGAGUGUGGGUGCAGAUCAUAAAAUCGUCCGUUAUGACAUUGAAGUCACAUAUGUUCGAUCUAAUAACACCACUCUUGAAUGCACGAGUGGUAAGGAAGAACAUGCACUUCUGAAAUACGACUUCAAACCUACUGUCUAUACGACUCGAAGUCCGUGUCGCUUUGAUGUGAAGUUGCGUUCGGAUGGGAAAGUGAUGGCCACAAUUAGUGCAGGAGGCAAGAUAUGGAUGUAUGGGUCUCCACAUCCAGCGCUACAAGGAGGGAAGCUACCACCACUUGGAUUACUCAAACUCAAGACCAGCGAAGAAAUUCGAGGUGGUGUACUGUCAUUCGCCCCAAUCCGGGACAGCCAAAAGUCACAUGCACACAAAUCGCAUCUCGAAGGCCUCGGUAUGCUUGACACUGUAGGAAACCGAGCACUUCUGGCUGCUGCCGACAAGGGUGGGUCGGUCAUCAUAUGGGAAGUUUUUCCAAUGUCAUAAAAAAUAUCAGUAAGCAUGUAAAGUUGACCAAACUGUGAGUCUUCCACGGGCUGUGUAUAUCAUGAAUCAUGUCGGAAGAUGAGCACCAUUGUAAUGCAAAUUGGGAGAGAAACACAAUAUUCAAAACAUGUGUAAUCUCAUCUGGAGACUUCUUGUCUCGAUAACUGUUCUCGUGGCGAUUGUGUGGUGAUUGCCAGGUACGAAGAACCCGGAGCCCCAGUAAAGUACUAACUAAAAUGUAUUGCCCAUACACUCCAAAGAACGUAGAAUGUCGGUCCUCUAUGGGUUUGGAACGGAUAAUUGUGGAAAACGGACGUAUCUCAAUAUAGCGGAGGUCUUAUGUCACUUGAUAUCUCUUCGACUUGCUCAAGGCGUUUAAACACAACUUCAGAUUUAUCUUUGAU
Messenger RNA from Melampsora larici-populina 98AG31, 1799 nucleotides. RefSeq lists its product as uncharacterized. NCBI's taxonomy places the organism in Eukaryota, Fungi, Basidiomycota, Pucciniomycetes, Pucciniales, Melampsoraceae. Bases 1 to 1395 code for a protein of 464 amino acids. The record is from RefSeq and is a predicted model, not a curated record. Gene Ontology annotation, molecular function: protein binding. The transcript is spliced from 5 exons.